Molecule: messenger RNA, 936 nt
Organism: Centrocercus urophasianus (Greater sage-grouse)
Lineage: Eukaryota; Metazoa; Chordata; Aves; Galliformes; Phasianidae
Gene: LYPD6
Product: LY6/PLAUR domain containing 6
Exons: 4
Coding region: 1-510 (169 amino acids)
Biological process (GO): positive regulation of canonical Wnt signaling pathway
Molecular function (GO): acetylcholine receptor inhibitor activity
Source: RefSeq, a predicted model, not a curated record
AUGGCCUCGCAGCCCAGGCUGGCCCACGUCCUGCUGCUGGGCCUCGUGGCAGGCUGGCUGAGGGCUGCACAGCCCCGCGACUUCACCGUGAAGGACAUCGUCUACCUCCACCCCUCCACCACGCCAUUUCCUCACGGAUUUAAAUGUUUCACCUGCGAAAGGGCAGCAGAUAAUUACGAAUGCAACCGCUGGGCUCCGGAUGUCUAUUGUCCUAGAGGCACGAGGUACUGCUUCAGCCAACACAUGAUGAGAGUUACUGGAGAGAGUGUGUCUGUCACCAAGCGCUGCGUGCCCCUGGAGGACUGUCUGUCUACUGGAUGCACAUAUGUAAAGCACGAGGAGUACAAGAUCUGCACAUCCUGCUGCGAAGGCACCAUCUGCAACCUGCCGCUGCCCAGGAAUGCCAGUGAUGCUGUGUUCACCACCCUGUCCCCUCUCAGCAGCACCCCAGGGCUGUCAGGUCGCGCCGUGCUGACAGCAGUGUGUCUCCUGCUGGGGCUCAUGGCAUAGACCAGCAUCGGGCCACACACGUCUGCUCAGGACCCACACUUCAGAACUGUAUCUGAAAAAUGACUCUUGUUAACUGGUGAUACUGGAGAUGGAUUCAAAGAGGACUAAAACCCACUUUUUGUUGUUGUUGUUGCUGGUUUUGGAAGAAAUUUGUGCAAGAUGUGCCUAGAUUUCAGGCUUAGACUUAUUCUCUAUCUCAUCUCCAUGAUUUUUCUUGUUUAGAAGUACCAAAUCCCUGCCACCUCCUUUUACCAUCACUCACUCAUUCAGAAUGUUCCCGUUGGCAUCGUUCGUUGUUAACAUCAUUUGUCACAGCAGUCACCCCAGUGUCCUGCUUGCCUGGUCUGGGAAAACACAUUGAAUAACACACAGGAUAAGCAACAAAGACAAGUUGGAUAUUAGGAAACAUUUCUUUCCCAAAAGCAC